AUUAAACCCCAUAAAAAUUUGCAAACAAGAAAAUACCCAAAUAAAAUUGUAAGUAAGUAGUUACCUGUUCUCCCAAGAACUUUGAAGAUCUCCUGACAGACUACCGAAUAGCUUCAUAUCCACCAAAAGUACUCAGGUACUCAGGCCUCAACGGUCAAUCGCCCCCAACUCACCAUGGCCGUGGUCCUCCGCUGCACGGAAUGCCGCCCCCCGCCGGCGCGCUACGGGACGGUGACGGCGGAGUGCAGCGUGUACUACCCGCGCCCCCGCUGCGGCCAGCAGCGCCCCAAGCCCUUCCUGAGGGAGCCGCCCCCGUACUGCGAUCCGACCCCGUCCAACGCGCCUAGGGAACCACCAUGCUGCUACGACUUCCCCUGCAAAGCCCACUGCUUCAACCACGGCGCAGCCACGCGGCCGAGCGGCCGGUACGCUCGCACCGUGUGGUACCCCGGCGAGUGCUGCCCCAAGGUGCCCCCGUGCCAGGCCUUCACCUGCCCCAACCCGCCCUUCCAUCCGUGCUGCUAUUACACGUGUAAUAAGCCUUGAGGGUUUGGAGUCCUUGGGGCAAGAUUGUUGUGCUGUUUGGAGAACAAUGGGGCAAGAUUUGAGUGAUGAUUGGAGAAGAAUGGGGCAAGAUUGAUGUGCCAUAUAGAGACCUAUAGGUGCAAUAUUGGUGUGUAGUGUAUUGAAGCCUAGUAGGCGGUUGGUCUGGAUACCUAGGUACUUAUUUUGUGGCUGAUCUGAUGAUGUAAACUGAUGUGGGUACUGGACUGGCUGGUGAUGUCACUUGAAUUAAAAUGCAGAUGUAAUGCGUCAUGUGAUGUUGUCGUAUGUUUACCUGUACGAUUGUUAAUAAGUAUUAUGUGUACCUAAUGUAGUAUUGUUUGUUUCCAUACUUCAAUCAAGUGCGUCCAGUCAGUUCGCAAUCUCAUCAUGAUUAAGUAUGUUCGAAACCCACAUAAAGCCUCCAAUAUCUUUGCACCAGGUAUAAGUACGGUGUAUUCAAUAAAAAACGAAGAUUUUUUUUUA
Messenger RNA from Plutella xylostella (diamondback moth), 1029 nucleotides. RefSeq lists its product as uncharacterized. The record is from RefSeq and is a predicted model, not a curated record. Lineage: Eukaryota; Metazoa; Arthropoda; Insecta; Lepidoptera; Plutellidae.